Molecule: messenger RNA, 1008 nt
Organism: Pseudophryne corroboree (corroboree frog)
Lineage: Eukaryota; Metazoa; Chordata; Amphibia; Anura; Myobatrachidae
Exons: 1
Coding region: 1-1008 (335 amino acids)
Biological process (GO): microtubule cytoskeleton organization
Cellular component (GO): microtubule
Molecular function (GO): microtubule binding; calmodulin binding
Source: RefSeq, a predicted model, not a curated record
AUGUGGAAUAUUCUACAUAGCACAGCACCCCCAACAUUCCCACUCAGCUGCAGAACAAGCACCCCAACAUUCCCAAUCUGCUGCAGAACACACAUCCCAACAUUCCCACUCUGCUGCAGAACAAGCACCCCCAACAUUCCCACUCAGCUGCAGAACAAGCACCCCAACAUUCCCACUCUGCUGCAGAACAAGCACCCCAACAUUCCCACUCUGCCGCAGAACACACAUCCCAACAUUCCCACUCUGCUGCAGAACAAGCACCCCAACAUUCCCACUCUGCUGCAGAACAAGCACCCCAACAUUCCCACUCUGCUGCAGAACAAGCCCCCCAACAUUCCCACUCUGCUGCAGAACAAGCACCCCAACAUUCCCACUCUGCUGCAGAACAAGCACCCCAACAUUCCCACUCUGCUGCAGAACAAGCACCCCAACAUUCCCACUCUGCUGCAGAACAAGCACCCCAACAUUCCCACUCUGCCGCAGAACACACAUCCCAACAUUCCCACUCUGCUGCAGAACAAGCACCCCAACAUUCCCACUCUGCUGCAGAACAAGCUACCCAACAUUCCCACUCUGCCGCAGAACACACAUCCCAACAUUCCCACUCUGCUGCAGAACAAGCACCCCAACAUACCCACCCAGCUGCAGAAUAAGCACCCCAACAUUCCCACUCUGCUGCAGAACAAGCACCCCAACAUUCCUACUCUGCUGCAGAACAAGCACCCCAACAUUCCCACUCUGCUGCAGAACAAGCACCCCAACAUUCCCACUCUGCUGCAGAACAAGCACCCCAACAUUCCCAAUCUGCUUCAGAACACACAUCCCAACAUUCUCACUCUGCUGCAGAACAAGCACCCCAACAUACCCACCCAGCUGCAGAAUAAGCACCCCAACAUGCCCACCCAGCUGCAGAACAAGCACCCCAACAUUCCCACUCUGCUUCAGAACAAGCACCUCAAAAUUCUGACUCAGCUGCAGAACAGUCACCCCAAAGCAGGGCCGGAUUAA